Planococcus citri (citrus mealybug) is the source of this 1063-nucleotide messenger RNA. RefSeq lists its product as uncharacterized. NCBI's taxonomy places the organism in Eukaryota, Metazoa, Arthropoda, Insecta, Hemiptera, Pseudococcidae. The record is from RefSeq and is a predicted model, not a curated record. The transcript is spliced from 5 exons. The coding region runs from base 74 to 787 and encodes 237 amino acids.
UUACGUGUCAGAAAACUUGUACAGUUAUAAGCAGCGCAUUCAAGAAAAUUUCCCCGCUUCUGGUUCACUGAUUAUGUUGAAAUUCAGAUUAUUCGGAUUGUUAAUGGUCGUUACAUUCACAUCAGCUCAAGACGGUAUUGUAGGCAGAAGGGUGCCGAGUUUUAUCGGCACCAGAGGUAAAAAGAGUCAAAUAGAUUACGAAAAAGAAGUACCAGGCUUCGACUUCGAUGCAUCGUCGUCUUCGUCAUUAUCGUCGAGUAAGCUCAUAGAUAACGUGGACGAAUUACGAUACAAUCCCGAUAAAAGAACCAGACUCGGAUUUCAAGGCACCAGAGGCAAAAAAUUAUACUCGGAUUUUCCGUAUAAAAAAAAUGUCGGAUUUAUGGGCACUAGAGGGAAAAAAGACGAUAUGUACUCGUACCCGAAAAUGGACGACCUAGAAGCAUACUGGCUUUUAAGGAACGAACUAGCGAAAAGAAAAUUCUACGGAAUGAGAGGCAAAAAGUUACCUUAUUCGUUUAACGUGAUGGGAGUGAGGGGUAAAAAAGGUCCAUCGAAUACCGCAUUUAUUGGCAUGAGAGGUAAAAAAGACGACAGUACCGUUCAGCUCACCAAGGAAGAUUACAAUUCGGCCGAAAAUCUAGCCGCUCUGAUAUAUUUACUGACCACUGAUAAAGAUUACAUGCGACAUCAUUCGGGAGAGGAUUUCGAUUUUGAAAUAUCAGAUAUCGAUUCGCAAUUAUCGCAAGAUCAACAAUUACCAAGCAAUGAUGUGAAUAAUGUGUGACGUAUGCCACAUUGAACGACGACGAGAGUAAACGAAGAUCUUCAAUUAUUAUAUUGUUUAAUUUAUUGAUUAUUUUUAACCCUUUAAUGUAGGCGUAUAGGUUUAAACAAUAAAAUUUUAACUGGCAAUUUUUCAACGUUUAUCAUCAUGUUAUAUUUUUUUAUAAUUAUACGAUCAAAUAAUGUAACCUAAAAUUUUCCUACAUAGUACGUUUUUUUUUCUUUUAUCCUUUUACCAAGAAAAAAUACCAAUAAAACGAUUCUUAAAGUUGUUAAA